AUGCAGCACGACCCGAACGCGCAGCAGCAGCAGCAAUACGUGCACGACCCAUCGCAGCCGAUGCCAGUAUCGCAGACUCCGGCGCCCAUGUACGGCGAGAAGGCGCCCGACUACCACCUGCAGCCGCAGCAGACCGGCGCCCAGGGACAUCAAUUCCUUACCGCCAUGCCGCUCGCUUCGCUCUCGAGGAGUCCUGCGCCCGUCGAUUGUCCGUCGUGUGGUGCGAGGGCGCUGACCGCUUGCUCGUAUCAGAGCGGUGAUAACGCCCAUCUCUGGGCCCUAAUCUUCUGCUGCCUCCUGUGCGCGCCGUGCGUCCCCUACGUCGUCAAAUCGUUCAAGGACGUGCAGCACUCGUGCGGAAACUGUGCGGUGCCGCUGGCGUUAUGGCACAAGAGCGGCGGCGUCGACGUUCUCAUCCACGCCUAA
This is a messenger RNA of Tricharina praecox, 426 nucleotides long. RefSeq names its product LITAF-like zinc ribbon domain-containing protein. The transcript is spliced from 2 exons. Gene Ontology annotation, molecular function: zinc ion binding. The record is from RefSeq and is a predicted model, not a curated record. NCBI's taxonomy places the organism in Eukaryota, Fungi, Ascomycota, Pezizomycetes, Pezizales, Pyronemataceae. The coding region runs from base 1 to 426 and encodes 141 amino acids.